AUGCAAAUUGUCAGCCUGCCGCGCCUGUCUCAGACCACCCUGAGCGAACUUCAAAAUGGAAUGAAUGCAGGCAACUUUACUGCCGAACACCUAGUUCAGACUUACUUAAAGCGAAUUGAAGAAGUCAACGACAGGGUGCACGCUGUUAUCGAGGUGAAUAGCCAUGCAGUGGAGACUGCUCGCUCCCUCGACGAAGAGAGGCAGAACAACUGCAGUCGGGGACUUCGCAGAGGAGGAGCCAUUAUCCUUGGCACAACCAAUCUGUCUCAAUGGGGCAAUGCCCGAUCGGCAGACGCCAACAAUUCUUACAAGUCACUGUCAUCAAAUGGUUGGAGUGGGGUGGGAGGUCAGACGUACGGAGUCUACCAUGUGAAGCAAGAUCCUUCAGGGAGUAGCAGCGGGUCGGCCGUCGCCACCAGCCUCGGACUAGCGCUAGCAGCCUUAGGUAAUGAGACUGACGGGAGUAUCAUUUGCCCGGCAGGAAGGAGCGCAGUUGUAGGUAUCAAACCAACACCGGGCCUGGUCUCAAGAGAUCUAGUUAUCCUGCCGAAACGAACCGGCUCUGUGGGUGUGCUGGCACAGACCGUUGAGGAUGCAGCUGCCCUCCUCAGUGUUAUGGCUGAAGCGUGUCCUAAUGAUAGAGCUUCCGAGCAGAUACCUUUCGACGAGAUUCCCGAUUAUCGCAGUUUCUGCAGAAGGUCGGCUUUGCUACGUGCACGCAUUGGUAUCCCCAGAAAUGCGUUCAGAAACAAUGAUGGGAACAAGACCGAUACUGUCGAGCUAGCUGCUCUUGAGGAAACUAUCCCAAUCAUGACUCACGCAGGUGCGAUCAUUGUUGACCCAGCCGAAUAUCCAGAUCAUGCGACGUUCUUUGAGGAGUCACCGCACCUAAAAGUGAUCUACAACAAUGCGGACUGGAAAGCUCAAUUCGAAGACUAUGCGACGAAGCUGGUCAAGAACCCCCAGGAUAUCCACACAAUGGCUGAUCUUGUCGAAUUCACCAAGGCAUGCCCGGCGGAAGAAUACCCUUCGCGAAAUAUCGAUGGACUUCUCGCAGUACGCGAUGCACUUCCGGAGGACGAUCCUUCUGUCGAAGCUGCGUUUAAGCAAGUCCAUAAAUGGGCGUUGGAAGGAUGCAUUGAGGGUGCAAUCCUGAAAUAUCAGCUUGACGCAUUGAUCGUCCCCUCAAACGUCAGCGCGACUGUGGCCGCCGCCGCAUGCUGCCCCGUGAUCAACGUUCCGUGGGGCUACUACCCAGAAGGUACUCCGUCCGUGUGGAAUGGACGGCAUAACCUCCUGCUACGACACGAGAAUACACCGUAUGCAACCUGUUAUGACUAUGUGAAAGGCGGUUUUUGA
Endocarpon pusillum Z07020 is the source of this 1359-nucleotide messenger RNA. RefSeq lists its product as uncharacterized. The coding region runs from base 1 to 1359 and encodes 452 amino acids. The transcript is spliced from 3 exons. The record is from RefSeq and is a predicted model, not a curated record. Lineage: Eukaryota; Fungi; Ascomycota; Eurotiomycetes; Verrucariales; Verrucariaceae.